Molecule: messenger RNA, 2816 nt
Organism: Centruroides sculpturatus (bark scorpion)
Lineage: Eukaryota; Metazoa; Arthropoda; Arachnida; Scorpiones; Buthidae
Product: protein white-like
Exons: 21
Cellular component (GO): plasma membrane
Molecular function (GO): ATP hydrolysis activity; ATP binding; ABC-type transporter activity
Source: RefSeq, a predicted model, not a curated record
UAGCUAGGUUUGUCAAAAUGCGCUAAUACAAAGAUAGGAAUUCCUGGCAGAAUUAAAGGUAUAUCAGGAGGAGAAAUGAAGAGAUUAUCCUUUGCUUCUGAGAUAUUAACCAAUCCAUCAUUGCUAUUCUGCGACGAACCAACUUCUGGUUUAGAUACCUUCAUGGCAUUGAGUAUUAUCAGUAUCCUAAGAGAAAUGGCUGCUGCAGGAUGCACUAUCGUAUGUAGCAUACAUCAACCAUCAUCGGAAGUAUAUGCACUUUUCGAUCAAGUAUUAUUCCUAGCUAACGGACAGGUCGCAUUUAUGGGUAGUGCUUCUAGGGCUUUAGAUUUCUUUUCAGAUUUAGGGUUACAAUGUCCAACAAAUUUUAAUCCAGCAGACUUUUUUAUAAGCGAACUUUCAAUUUUACCUGAUCAAGAAGAAUAUAGCAAAAGGAGAAUUCAACAAAUCUGUGAAUCGUAUGCAAAUAUACGAAAUCGUUCUUUGACAAACGGAGAAGUUAUUAAAGAAAGCGCAGAAAAGAUAAAGAAUGUAACAAAAAACUGCAUGUACAAAGCAUCUUGGUGGGUUCAGUUCUAUGUCAUCAUAUGGAGAUCUUUCUUAAGUAUAAGACGUAAUCCGAUUCUCACAACAAUGCGAUUUGUUCAGACAAUAGUAAGUAGCUUACCAUUCGAAAAAAAUAAUGAUUUUAAUAUUAAAGUUUUACAGUUUCUUAUUAUAAAAAAGUGUUUUAUUAAUAGUUUAGGGUUACAAUGUCCAACAAAUUUUAAUCCAGCAGACUUUUUUAUAAGCGAACUUUCAAUUUUACCUGAUCAAGAAGAAUAUAGCAAAAGGAGAAUUCAACAAAUCUGUGAAUCGUAUGCAAAUAUACGAAAUCGUUCUUUGACAAACGGAGAAGUUAUUAAAGAAAGCGCAGAAAAGAUAAAGAAUGUAACAAAAAACUGCAUGUACAAAGCAUCUUGGUGGGUUCAGUUCUAUGUCAUCAUAUGGAGAUCUUUCUUAAGUAUAAGACGUAAUCCGAUUCUCACAACAAUGCGAUUUGUUCAGACAAUAAUCGUUGCUUUGAUUUUGGGAUUUAUGUACUGGAAACAAACACUUGAUCAAGACGGUAUCAUGAAUAUAAAUGGCGUACUUUUUCUCCUGUUGACGAAUGUGACCUUUCAAAAUAUGUUUGCUGUUAUUAAUGUCUUCUGCGCUGAUAUACCGGUCUUCUUGAGAGAACAUUGGAAUGGGAUGUAUCGUGUAGGGAUCUACGUUAUCUGCAAAAUGUUAGCUGAGCUUCCAACAUUUAUUGUUCUUCCUGCUUUGUUUACUUCAAUUGUUUACUGGAUGGUAGGUCUCCGAGCAGACGUCACUUCAUUUUUUUUAUGUGUUGGGAUAGUGACUCUAGCAUCGAAUGCCGCCUGUUCCUUUGGUUACAUGAUAUCGAGUUGUAGCACUUCUAUAAGUAUGGCUCUAUCUAUCGGACCACCAAUGAUUAUACCUCUCAUGCUAUUUGGAGGAUUUUUAUUGAAUAUAGAGACGAUACCCAUUUAUUUUGACUGGGUAAAAUAUUUAUCAUGGUUCUACUAUGGAAACGAAGCAAUGAACAUCAUUCAAUGGAGUGGAGUUGAAUAUAUUGUGAGUGGUAACAUUGGACCUGGACAACUCUUAGCCAUAAUGGGAUCUAGUGGUGCUGGUAAAACAACUUUAAUGAACGUUUUAACGUCUAGAAAUCUCCAAAAUGUUUCAGUUUAUGGUAAAGUUAGUGUAAAUGGUUAUCCUAUGGAUAAUUCUAUUAUCGGAAUGUCUGGUUAUGUCCAGCAAGACGAUCUUUUCAUUGGAACUCUAACUGUUAGAGAACACUUAAUUUUUCAGGCAUUAUUAAGGAUGGAUCAAAAUUUAUCGAAGAAAGUUCGUUUGCAAAGAGUAGACGACGUUAUUGCUUAUCUAGGUUUGUCAAAAUGCGCUAAUACAAAGAUAGGAAUUCCUGGCAGAAUUAAAGGUAUAUCAGGAGGAGAAAUGAAGAGAUUAUCCUUUGCUUCUGAGAUAUUAACCAAUCCAUCAUUGCUAUUCUGCGACGAACCAACUUCUGGUUUAGAUACCUUCAUGGCAUUGAGUAUUAUCAGUAUCCUAAGAGAAAUGGCUGCUGAAGGAUGCACUAUCGUAUGUAGCAUACAUCAACCAUCAUCGGAAGUAUAUGCACUUUUCGAUCAAGAUCAUCUUACUUGGGAUAUCAUGUUACUGUGUGUAUUAAUAGUGGGCUUUCGUCUACUAGCUUAUAUUGGUUUGUAUAUAAAAACAAUUCAUAGGAAAUAAAUUUGUAAUAAUAUGUUAUAAAAUAAUCUAUAUGUAAAUUUAUGUAGCAUCAAAUUCAUUAAAAAACCAACAGUGUCUUAUAAAAUAACUUGUAUAAUUGAAAUACAAGCUAUGGAUGUUUAUAUUGGUGCAUAUAAUGUACUGUAUAGUACAUUACUAGCUACAUAUACUUUUUUACAUUUUCUAAUGUAAGUACAGGGUGGCUCAAAAGUCAGUUAACCAUUGUAAUGACUACGUUUGAUAAACAAAUUUCUCCACUUUACUUAAAUUCAAUCUAUAAUUCGUACAAGUGUACCUGACAAGACAGUGUUAACUGAUCUUUGGGCCAUACUGUAUAUUCGAAAUAUUUGUUAACAUUGAUGUGCAUACUUUACUAAUGCGUAGCCUAAAUCUGUAUAUACGAGUGCUCUGUCAAUUAUACAUGUUUAUAAAUAUUUGUUUUUAACAUUUUUAUCAUUUUUAAAUAUUGUAUAUAUUUUUGAGAGACAUUAUUGUUUGUAAUAUAUAGGAUUUUUCUA